CACUUUCAGGCUUGGAUGAUGCAUUUAUUUCUUCUAACAGGAAUUGAAAUAUUUUUUCAACCAUUAUCAACAUGUGAAUGAAGAUACAGAACAGAAGCAUUUUUUUAAAAGAAGGGAGAAGGAAUAAAACAGUGUAGUGGAUGAGUUAAUUAUUAUUGGGUUAAUGUUUCACCAAUCCAUGUUUAGACUGAUUCUAAUCCGCUUCCGGUACAUAAGAACGCUGUUGCCAGGGAAGCGGACUUCGAAAGGCCCUCUCCUCCACUGGAACUCGAUAUUGUUUUUUCGUUUGCUUGGAUUUCAGUUUUAAAAGCAACAAUGUCGAAGGAGUCCAUGCCAUCUGACGAAUUUGGUCGUCUGGUUUCCAGAAUAAGACAGGAAUCCGAUGAUCAUGCGAAGAAGUUACAGAUCUUGUACACUUCUCGUGGAUACUUCAGCGCAAGUCAGGCAGCCCAGAUUUUGUACGAGCUCCCCCGGCCAGCUGAUAAGGUGUCUGCCUUGCGAAUGUUGGAGCCUAGUUCUGAUUGACUCACAGGCCACCCUUGGAGAAGAAUACUCGCUAAGCAACUUCAUCUAUGAAAAUGACAAGUGCCGAGGGAGAGCAAUACAGCAAACUGUACAGUCCAACGUAGCAGAUCACAUCCCGGCAGGAGGUCACCAGGGCUAUGCCUCUCUGGGUGCCCUCUACUCCCAGGCCCGGCCCAUGCUCACCAACCUGUACGGAGACAUCGUCACACAGACAGAGGGCGCUCCGGGUCAUGGCAAGAUCUCGGUUCUGCCCACAGCUGAGCCCGGCAGAAUCCCAUCUCUGUACACCGGGCACCCGUCGUACGCCUACCCCCCCGACACGCCAUACGCGGAUGUACGCUGUUACCCUGGCACCACUGGCUUCCCAGCCCAGACCAGCACCACCAGCGACUACCCUGGCGGUGCUCCCCCCCUCGGCAACCACAGUGGCGCCCCCGCACCCACCGGAUUCCAAAACCUGGAGGAGGGUCGCAUCGCCAUUUGAGACGUGGGCUGCCACACCAGAGACUGUCUGUGACAGUGUCAGUUUGCUUCUAAUGUAUGCCUCAUCAUGUUGAAACCAGCCUGCCAAGUAGAAGUUGUCUAAGUUUGGAGGAAAAGAAAAGAAAAAGAAGUUUACUAUUUCAUCUUUCCCCAUCAGUAAUAGGAGUAGUCAGUAACAAAGUUGCUAACCUGCCAUUUGUAUUUUACCAUCAAUUCGAUUCCAGUCUCAAGGCAAAAAAAAAGCCAUUGUCAGGCUUGCCAGCUUUUUCAAACCCCAGUCAGUGACACCCAGCGUUAUAACAUUAGAUUAUGAAACAACAAACAAAAUAAAAUCAACUGGGACUGGUUUUGGUUGUAGUUUAUGUAGUAAGGCUCUCAAGUUCUCUACUGCUGAUCCUGGGACAGUUGGAAACAUUGUGUAAUGUUUUUCAUAAAACAAACCCUAGAGAUAGAUGACUAUAGAAAACAAAACAGAGCGGGCCACAAUCAUAUUUGUCAGUCUAGUGUCAAGAAAUCCCAAGACUGAUGUUUGUCUAUAUGAACUGUAUUUAUGGCAAUCAUAGAUUUUCUUUUGUUCAAAGGUGUCUGAUAACGACAGUUUUUUACCACACAUAACUAGUCCUUUACUUGUCCUUUCCUAGCUGUGAUAAGUACAGAACAGGUGAUUUGAGGAAACUCUGCUCCUGUUUUGUAAACACCUGUAUAUCUGAUGGUUCUGAAGCUUUUGCCAGUCACUAAGUAUUAUCAGUAUUUGCUUGCGUUUUGCCCACAACAAUUGUUUACAAGUUUAAGUUUAAUUGUGCCAAUAUAUGACUAACAAUGGUUGCCAGUUUUAUUUUGAAUGUGUAUUUUUUUCUGAAAUUCAAAUUGAAACCUUGAAAUGUCAAGUUACUGAAUCUCUUUUUUCCUUUGUUAAAUCAUAUAUAUACCUUUCCUUUUGUAAAAACAAGGACUGUGAUGCAAAAUAAAACAAAAAUGAAAGACAUGGAUAGCUGUGAGCAGAAGUCCCCUGUAUUUAUUUCAAAGGUUCACCAGUUUAACCUCUUCAUUGCUGAGACGUAACCAUCAACGUUUGUACAGACAUAAUAAAAAGUUCAUUCAAGAGAGAA
Messenger RNA from Aplysia californica (California sea hare), 2117 nucleotides. RefSeq lists its product as uncharacterized. NCBI's taxonomy places the organism in Eukaryota, Metazoa, Mollusca, Gastropoda, Aplysiida, Aplysiidae. The record is from RefSeq and is a predicted model, not a curated record.